This is a messenger RNA of Lineus longissimus, 4232 nucleotides long. RefSeq lists its product as uncharacterized. Bases 336 to 2852 code for a protein of 838 amino acids. NCBI's taxonomy places the organism in Eukaryota, Metazoa, Nemertea, Pilidiophora, Heteronemertea, Lineidae. The transcript is spliced from 13 exons. The record is from RefSeq and is a predicted model, not a curated record.
UAGGCGCGGCGCACAUGCAUAUCUUUCCACCCAAAGACACCGACUGCUGUAGGACUCGCAGAACUUUCAUCACUCUUGGACUAAGACGCAUAUCAAAACUGAAUGGAAACUAAUAAGCUACAAUUGGAUACUAUUAAGUUUAAGGUUAUCAAAUAUCAGAGGGAUAGUUUGUUGAAUUCUUUUGUUGUUUUAUGAGUAGUUCAUGUGCGUGGUUGCUUUAAGAUAAGAGGGUCAGACUUUCCAUCUCUUUCGAUGUUUUAGUGAUAUAGCUGUGGAACAACGUUCUCUUUUCUAUGGACUUAUCGUAAGACUGUGAUAGACACCUUGGACCAAUCAUGAAAACCUUUAUUGUGAUACUAUGUUCAGGAUUACUAAUCCUUAACUCAUUACAAGUAAUAUCAUCAGAAGAUCCGACAGAAGCCACAACAGCUACCUCUGAAGAAACAACCAUUCUCUCUGCGACAACAUCUGCUUCUCUCAGCGCGGUUACAACAGGCGUUGCACAAGAUGAAACAACAAUUCCACCAGAAACCACAACAUUAGCAGAUAGCGAUACAACUAUAGCAGCUGUUGCAACAACACCAGCUGUUACAGCUGCAGAAACAACUGUUUUAGCAGAAGGUACUACAGUAGCAGAAGUGCCAACGACUGCUGCUGCUGACAUGGCAACCACUCCUGCUACAGUUGCUGAGACAGCAGCUGCAGUUGAUGAGAUUACAACUGUAGAUGCUGAAACAACAGCUACAGUUGCCGAGGUAACCACUGUAGAUGCUGAGACAACAGCUACAAUUACCAAGGUAACCACUGUAGUUGCUGAGACAACAGCUACAGUUGCCGAGGUAACCACUGUAGUUGCUGAGACAACAGCUACAGUUGCCGAGGUAACCACUGCAGUUGCUGAGAAAACAGCUUCAGUUGCCGAGGAAACCACUGUAGUUGCUGAGACGACAGCCACUGAAGGUGCAGUGACUACAGUUGCUGUAGUUGUUGAGACUACUGCUGCGCCUGUGAUAGAGACUACUGUUGCCACUACGGUGGCUGGCACUGCAGAGACUGCUGGAGCAGCAGAAACAUCGACGUUAAGCGCUGGCAGUGAUGAUGCAACCACUAUCGCUGCAGCAACUACUGCAGCAGCCGCAGAGGUUCCAAGUACAGCAGCCGUAGAAGCAGCCACAACUCAAGCUGCAGAGGGUGGGGCAGCAGUGACAACAGUCACAGCAGACGGUAAUGCACCUGCAGCUACAACCGCUCCAGCGGGGAUAACCCCCGCACCAGUUGGGUUGACUACGCUGGCAGGAGUGGUUGCCACCACCACACAGGACACUGCUGGGGCAGUUACUACCACUGCAGCUUCUCAAGCAACAACACAACCAGCAGAUCCUUGUACUCCGGGAGGCUACAAGCUUAUCUCAGAAGCCAAUCGCCACUUCUCGAGCGAGACAGCCCCCUCCUGUGACCGCUCCUUGCAAGAAGGAUGGUACAGGUUCAUGUUAGACGGCAAAAAUGCACAAAUUACUGACCAAUGUAUAAAGGAAGGUGCAUGUGGCUCUCAAUAUCCAAUGAGGAUUGACCUUGGUGGCAAGACAAUGCCCAAGGAGGGAUCUGAGCUGAAGGUAGAAGCUUGCACGGUUGGAAAGGGGCCAUUUGGAUCCAUCGAGUGUUGCCUCGCUCGUGUCAAUGUCAUUAUCAAGGGAUGCACUGGAUUCCAUGUCUACAAACUGCAGCCGACACCUCACUGUCAGGCAAUCUAUUGUGUACAAUAUGUUGAUGAGGCAAUUCCAAGAUCGCACCAGGCCAUCCCACCACCUCCAGUUAACAGAGAGCUCAAGGAACUCAGUUCAGAGGAGCGGUCAAAUGCUGUCACGUUUGAGGCAGAUAUGGGAGGGAAACCAUUUGACCAGGACAAAUUUUCUACAGAUUUUAAAGAAAUCUUGAUAGCUGUUCUCAACAACCCAGAUCCUCCAGCCACAACUGUAGCUGCAGGGACAAACGUGCCAGCAACAACCAUCGCUGGAGCACCGGUGACAACUGCUGUGGCAACACCCGCAGCUGAACCUGCAGCUGCAACAACAAUAGCUGCAGCUGCUGUAACAACAGCUGCAGCUGCUGUAACAACUGUUGUGGCUGCUGUAGCAGAAACUACUGUGGCUGCUGCUGCUGUGACUACAACAGCUGCAGCAUCUGCUGGACGAAGAAGAAGAAGAAAGAGAUCGGUGAAGUAUGGCACUGACAAUGUGGUCUUUGUCGCCCCAACACCCCAUGUGCUACCAGAUGGUAAAGUGGAAGUUGUAUUCUUUGUGAAGAGUUCAGUUGAUGGAAAACCAGUGGUUGUCUCUAAGGAGGACCUUAUGAAACUCCAAGAACAAAUCAAGAGGGAAGUGGCUUCAAAGAUGGGUGUCAAUAUUGUCAAAGUUACUCCUGGGGUUCCGCCUUACAUCCUCGACGCAGAGGCGAGUGAAAGCCGUGGUGGAGAAUCCAAUAUCUUCAUGGAUCAUCUCGGAUUGUUCGUGACCAUGAUCGUCGUUGCUUGUAUCUGUAUAAUCGUCAUAAUCGUUGGGUUGAUACUGCUGAAGAAAUGCCGCAAUGAUGAAUAUUAUGUGAGGUCAAGUGUCCAUGAUAAGGACACGCUGAAGAUGGAGGAGGGAAAGAAGGGGAAGAAGCAGGCGAUGGAGAGCCCGCUUACCGAUGAGGAGAUCAUGAAGGACGAGAAGCCAAUGUUAGAGACCACGCCCUCUAUCAACGGACAUGGCAAAAAUAUGAAUAAACCUGACGAUGAUGGCUGGGUGGUGCCGUAUGAAGAGCUGACCAAAGACCAGAGAGAGCAGCUCGAGGUAGAGGAUACCAAGUUAUAGGACUUUGGAACAUUUUAAGCACAAAGAUUUGGGAAUAUUUUGUGUGGGAUAUAUUAAGAUAUACAGAAAUGGGACUUUUCAAGGCCCAUGCAAACAUUGUAACAAUAUCAACUGCUGAUGAUGUCGAAAAUGCACAACCUCAUCGCCAGUACAGAGUGUACAGUGUCCAGUACACUGGAGGCCUCAUUUCAAGUCAUGGUUGAGCUCUCCGAUAAUUGAGAAAUGUGAAAAUUAGGAAAUGUAAGGAACAUGUGUGACGAAUACAAUGUAGUAUGUAGUAUUGUACUGUAGUGAAGCAUGUGUUGUAACACCUACCAAUUCACUGUGGUUAAUUGAAGAUUAGGGCUGGUGUUGGGGGGUUGACAUUGAAUACAUCCUUUCAAAUGAACUGUAUUCAGUUUUCUGAUGACAGCUGAUAUUUUCCAAUGACUUAAGGACUAUGGUUACCUUUAUGAGGAAAAAGUGUAAACAUUUGUUUGUUUGUGUUAUCUGUUGGAUGGGAAGCAUUUGGUCACUAAUCCAAGGUAUAGCAAACAGUGGGGUGAACAUUUUGGAUUUGAUUAGAAUUGUCUGCCCCAGAUAAAAACAAAGAUGGACAACUGGUACCCCAUUGACCUCAGUGUCAUGAACAGACCUUUGGAAUUGACCUUAUACUGGUGACAUUAGAAUUUCUAUACUUCUUUGUAUAUUGGCUUCAUGUAUCUCUUGCCCAAACGAAUCUAUGUACAUAAUAUACAUGCAAUGUUGUGUAGUGUAAAGGAUUAUAAGAUGAAUCUCACUUGGGUUUUUCAAUGUUAUAAACAUAAACACCCUUUCUGUAUUGGGUAGACAUCGGUAUAAUCAACACUGAACACCAAUUGGUGACACCACUGAAAUCAUAUAACACUGAUAUUUCAGGUUAUGCAUAGCAGUCAAAUAACCCUUGCACCCAUGCUUAUUGUAUCAUAAAGCUUGCCUUAUCUUUUUGGGAUUUUGGACAACUGUUGAAUAAAUUACAUGUAUGUGGUUUGAUCUUAGCUAAACUUAAUGUUUUCUCAACACCCUAUUGUAACUUUUGUGAGGAUCAUUUGUUCUGGCGUUUCACUGAACAUUUCCGUUUACAAACACUCAAACAUACCUUGGAUAUCAUCACAACCACAUUGUUUUAUUGGUUGCUUGAUAUGAGGUAUUAACACCGCAAAAUUAGUCUUAUUUUGGCGUUGAUCUUUACGAAGUGAGUCUGAACAUUCGGACCCUAUCAGCAAUCUUGCCAAACCCAUAUAAUGUCUGGUUUAUUGUUCCUUAUUCCUAGCUGUCAUCGUACUUGUAUAUAACAUUCACCUCAUACCUGAAUAGCCAUUGUGUUACAAUUCAAAUCUUAUAUGACAUGGAGUAAAUAAA